Cottoperca gobio is the source of this 1252-nucleotide messenger RNA. RefSeq names its product B9 protein domain 1 (gene b9d1). NCBI's taxonomy places the organism in Eukaryota, Metazoa, Chordata, Actinopteri, Perciformes, Bovichtidae. The transcript has 7 exons. Gene Ontology annotation, biological process: cilium assembly. The record is from RefSeq and is a predicted model, not a curated record. The coding region runs from base 299 to 928 and encodes 209 amino acids. Gene Ontology annotation, cellular component: MKS complex.
GAAGUUAGCUUCCGGCGCAGGUGGACACAGCAUUUGCUUCAGGUACACAGGGGGUUCUCUUUAUACAUCCAUGGUGGUAUCCGUGGUUGUGUUUGGUACACUGCCGCCAUCUUGUGUAUUAUUCCAGCACCGCUUCGGCGCUUCCGUUCAGUUUGAACCUAGCAAGUUGCCGUAAGAAGGAGCAAACGUCGCCUUAGCAACGGACAGGGUUUGGAUCAAUGACGGGCAUCAGGAUUCUUCUAAACUGGGUUAACUCAGAAAGCAAAGACGCCUUUCCAGUUUACUAACUGAAGCCGUGAUGGCUACAAUCAACCCGUCAGUGUUUCUUCUCACGGUGAACGGACAAAUUGAGGGAGGAAACUUUCCAGAGUAUGACAACUUGUACUGCAAAUAUUGUUUUGUCUACGGCCACGACUGGGCUCCAACCUCGGGGUUGGAGGAAGGCAUUACUCAAAUAACAUGUAAAGGCAGUCAGUCCUCACACAAAUUAAUAUGGAACUUCCCACUGGAGACAACGUUUAAGAGUACAAACCCCUCUGGAUGGCCUCAGCUGGUGGUGAGUGUGUACGGUCCAGAUGUGUUUGGCAACGAUGUGGUCAGAGGCUACGGAGCAACACACAUCCCCUUCACACCUGGAAAACAUUCACGAACCAUCCCCAUGUUUGUUCCUGAGCCCACAUGGAGACUUCAGAAAUUCACGAGCUGGCUGAUGGGUCGGCGGCCAGAGUACACAGACCCUAAAGUGGUGGCCCAGGGUGAAGGCAGAGAAGUGACGCGGGUUCGUUCCCAAGGCUUCGUCACCGUCUCCUUUCACAUCAUUACUAAAGAUAUGAAGAAACUGGGUUACGACACAGGACCAUCGAGCACUGCCAACGCACCAUCUUCCACAUCCGGCUGGUCCACCGAAGAACAACCGUACGACCUGUAAUAACUUGAGACAAUUGGUGGAUUAUCUUUUCUUUUUUUGUUCUUUGCCCUCAAGGAUGUUUGGUCCCGACCAAAACUGAACACAACACUCAUUUUAUAUAUAUAUAUAUAUUAACGACUUGUUUACUACCCGUGUGUGGAAAUCCACAACACGGAAAUGCCAGUCACUUUAGAAAUAAAGUGGCAACUCGGCUCCAUCAGAAGACACACAUUUGGUUGCAGAUUUUAAUAGAUGUAUUCAAAUAUAAGCGAUUCCAGAUGUCUUGGAUUUGUCAGUUUUAUAUUAUUUUUUACUUUUUUAAAUAAAUGGCCUUUUACCUCUGAA